UCCAAUCUAAUCCCCUCGGGUGCUGGACACGGAACAUUAUGGGAAUGUGGGCUCUGGUCCUAUCGAUAUAAUUACACGACAGUCACCAUGUUUGGUAUCUAAGUGAAUAUAGCCACACACAAGAGUCACAAUCCGCGACAUGGCACAUCCUAUACUACUGUUGAUCAACUUCCCUCUGCUGAUCUUUGGCGCUCUCGCGCUCAACUUGGAUCCAGUCGGACUGGUUUAUGCGCCAGCUUCUCUUGGCAAGCGACAGGUUACGUAUACGGGCGAUGCUGAAAGGCCAUACGGUGUGGAUGGCGAUACAUUCACGGAAUAUGAAUCAGCUGCCGCGAGAAGUUACAACAACAAAUUCAACUCUUGUCAGAAGACGGCCAAUGCGAACAAGUCAUCGGCCUUCACCCUUCAGGAUUGUCAGGAUCAAUUAAACAAUUGCAUGUCGACAAUAUCAUCUACGAGCGUAGCGCCACAAGCUGUUACCAUGGCCUCUGAAACGACAGCAAGCGCCUCGACAUCCGAUGAGAACAAUAUAGCUCCACAAUUCGCCCAGACCACAAUUCCGUACGACUCGGAGUUCGACCUUGUUUGCGAUCUUCCGGAAGGUGACAUUUAAUAUGCACCUAACCAAGGGAUGUAAUACGAUAUGUUCGAUAUUGAUGGAUUUAUGUACAUACAUACACUACUGCUCCAUAUAUCCCAUUCAUACAGGACAGCCUUGCAGCCUCAGGAAUGUAAUAUAACCCCAUCGGGACUGGUGCCAUGUGAUCCCGUGUUGGAGACGCGCUCGCGGAUCGACAAAUAGUUCCCAGCCCACCUCUUCUUACAUUACGAGAUGGCUGGGCGUUCGAGAACCCGGG
Aspergillus alliaceus is the source of this 857-nucleotide messenger RNA. RefSeq lists its product as uncharacterized. The coding region runs from base 140 to 613 and encodes 157 amino acids. Lineage: Eukaryota; Fungi; Ascomycota; Eurotiomycetes; Eurotiales; Aspergillaceae. The record is from RefSeq and is a predicted model, not a curated record. The transcript is spliced from 6 exons.